Penicillium malachiteum is the source of this 1809-nucleotide messenger RNA. RefSeq names its product dihydroxyacetone kinase. Gene Ontology annotation, biological process: glycerol catabolic process. Gene Ontology annotation, molecular function: glycerone kinase activity; ATP binding. NCBI's taxonomy places the organism in Eukaryota, Fungi, Ascomycota, Eurotiomycetes, Eurotiales, Aspergillaceae. The record is from RefSeq and is a predicted model, not a curated record. Gene Ontology annotation, cellular component: cytosol. The coding region runs from base 1 to 1809 and encodes 602 amino acids. The transcript is spliced from 3 exons.
AUGAAGACUAAGGCUUUCUUCAAUGAUCCGACUCGCAUAGUCGAUCAUAUGUGUAAAUCGCUGGCGCAGCAAAAUCCCAGUUUGCGUUAUGAUUCUACCAACAAAGUUCUUUACCGUCCAAUCAAUCAAAGCAAAUCAAAAGUCAGCAUUAUCAGUGGAGGUGGCUCCGGACAUGAGCCUGCACAUGCAGGAUAUGUCUGUGAAGGAAUGCUUGACGCGGCAGUCUGCGGAAGAGUUUUCGCCUCCCCUAACUUCGACCAAAUUAUUUCUGCUCUGGAAAGAGUGUCAACACCUCAAGGAAUUCUGAUCGUCGUGAAGAAUUAUACUGGUGAUAGACUCAACUUUGGUCUUGCUGCCGAGACAUACCAAGCUCAGACCGGAGUCCCGACUCAUAUCGUCACAGUAGCGGAUGAUGUCUCUGUGCCAUAUUCACGAGGAAAACUCGUGGGUCGUCGAGGUUUGGCCGGUGCUGUGUUGAUUCACAAGGUCAGUGGCGCUGCUGCAGCUCGUGGAUUUGACUUGUCCGAUGUCGCCAAGAUUGCUCAACAUGUAUCGGAUAACAUGGGAACAAUCGGAUGUUCUCUGGACUAUGCCAAUCUCCCUGGUGGUGUGGAUCAACCAUCUAUCCCGGAAAAUACUCUUGAACUGGGCAUGGGUAUUCACAAUGAGCCUGGUGCUCAGCGAAUCUCACCACAGCCUACCAUUGAACAGCUCGUGAGCAAUAUGGUCAAGCUUCUGCUCAAUGAAGAUGAUCCCGAGCACGGAUUUCUGAAGUUUCAUGGCAUUCCUCACAAAGAUGCACCGUUAGUUCUGAUGAUCAACAAUUUGGGUGGUCUUUCUGUUCUGGAAUUACAGGCCAUUGCCAACGUCGUGCUGGAAUGUCUGAGGGAUGAGUAUGAAAUCCGUCCCGUACGAAUCUACGUCAACACAUACUUGACUGCUUUGGACGCACCGGGAUUUAACAUCACUCUCGCCAAUUUCACUCCUCAACUAUUCCCCUCCAUUGAUUUGUUGUCCCUGCUGGAUCAGCCAGUCAAGUCGAAUGUUUGGGCAUCGUGCCAGCCUUUAGAGGCUGCAGAGCGAUCACUAACACCCGAGGAGAAUCAGCGCGCUCCAUCGCCCAAAAUGAAGGAGGAAAUCCCAUGUGACAAACAAUUCUUUAGUACCAUUCUCGCCAAAAUUCUGGAACAAGUCAAACUAGACGAACCAAAGCUCACAGAAUACGAUACACUCAUGGGUGACGGUGACUGUGGAACGACCCUUCUCGCAGGAGCCAAAGCCGCAUAUGCUAUAACCGAGCAAAGUGGCGAGAGCCUCUCCAGCCUAUCCAAGGGCCUUAUGAAAGUUGCAUCCUCCGUGCGCAGCGGUAUGGGCGGCACAUCGGGCGCUCUUUACGGAAUUUUCCUGAACUCAUUUGUUUCGGCCGUUCAAAAGAACUACGCGGAGACCAAGCAAGUCAAUGUUCAGCUUUUCGCUAAGAGUGCGAACUCCGCAUUGGAAUCUCUUAAGGCGUAUACCAAUGCUCGUGAGAACAGUCGUACACUGAUGGAUGCGCUCAUCCCAUUCAUCAAUGAGCUUUCAAAUGCGGUAUCUACUGAUAAUGAGAGUGCUGCAAAUGCUUUGCAGAGAGCAUUGAAGGCUUCGGAGCAGGGAGCUGAGGCGACUAAGUGGAUGGUAUCUUCAUUUGGUCGAUCGACUUAUGUCGGUGCUAGUGAGGGAGACGAUAAUCCUACUAAGGGUAUCCCUGACCCUGGUGCUUGUGGGAUUGUGUCUAUUAUUCAGGGUAUGAAUAGUGCGUUCAAAGUCUGA